CUUUUGGCUGCAAAACCUAGGGAGGGGGGAACUCGAAUGGAAGACAGCGGCGCAGCCAAAACGAGUCAGCCGAGUUUGAAAUAAAUAAAUAAAAAUAGCCAGAACAGAACUUUGAAAACAAACUUUAUAUCUUAUUGGAGGCAUAGUUCUCGUCGUAGUCAGCGAAAGGAUUACCGCCGCCGCCGUCGCUGGAAAUAGUUCCCGGUUUGUUUAUAUUGUGGGAGGAAGCCGAGAGUGAAGGAGGCCCCGUCGGGUGCGAUUGUAGAGAAGCGGCCGUCUCGGAGUGUGAGUGAGAGAAUAUGAUACACACAUCAUAAUGACAUCAAGAUUUGGUAAAACCUACAGCCGGAAGGGUGGGAACGGCAGCUCGAAGUUUGAUGAGGUCGUCUCCAACAAAAGAGCCACUCUCAGUACCAAGUGGGGGGAGACAACCUUCAAGGCACAGGUGGGAUCGAAGCGGCCCAACUUCAAACCGGAGGUGACUGAGGUCCCCAAACGGGUAAAGUACACUGAGCCAGAGACAUCUGAAGAUCCAUUUGGCUUUGACAGUGAUGAGGAUUCCAAGCCUGUCACCUCCCGCAGUAUUGCACAGGCCAAGGCACCAUCCGGUAAGCAGGCUGCAGAGACUGUGACGUCUGAGAACUUUACCUCCGUCUUGGAGGCCAAUAGCAGGAUUAGUCAGCCUAUCGGCACAGAUGCCAUUGCCACCGGUAGGAUAUCUGCUUUUGACACCGCUGUGCACGGGAUCAAGGAGAAGAGUUCAAACAAGAUUCCAGAGGAAGGAAACAGUGUCUUCAGCAGCUACACCACUGCAGAGAAGACUCCACAGAACUGGUCAAAUGAAAGCGCUGAAAAGAACAGCUCCUCCUGGUACAAGAACGCAACAGAGAGUGACAAAAACCCCAGUGGUCAAACAGCAACACUGAAGAUGGAGACUAAGGACUCUUUCGAUAGUUGGCAGUCGAGUGCAGGUUUUAGGUCGGACUCCCCCGACCCUGAGACCUGCAAAAGCAAAGAGUCCACAUGGACUGGUAGCACAAAGCAAGGGACAGAGGCAAACUAUGAGAACAAAGUGGAGAAGCCUGUCUCCCACCUUGACAGUGACUUUCCUCUGAAGUCUCAAAGUGAUCAGGCUGGUGGUGGAGAUAUUGAUAUCCCCAGGGAGCCAACCGAAGCAGAAGUCGUCUCCCAAUCCGUUCUUAGGCCAUCCAACUGCAGGACGUACCGCCGGCCCAACAAGGGCAAACAGUCUUCCCCUGUAGACAACUCUGAUAAUAAACUAGGUGACAGCACAGGCCAGUCAUCGGCAAAGACUAACAGUGUGGCCGUCAAACCAGCUAACACAGGAAGAGGGAGGACUAGAGACUACACAGUUUUGCACCCGUCAUGUCUGUCUGUAUGCAAUGUCACCAUCCAGGACACCAUUGAGCGGAGCAUGGACGAGUUUACCACAGCCCCCCCGGCCGAUCUAGGGGAGGCUGGGCGACUGAGGAAGAAAACUGAGAUCGCCGCUGCAGCCAAACCAGCCAGAUUCCGGCCCACCCAAAACAAGUCGAAAAAAGCUGCAAAACUGGAGUUUUUUGGGUUUGAUGAAGAGCAUGGAGGCCAAGCAAUUGAGGGGGACCCCACAGCCUCAGGCAGUGCAAAUUACAAAAUCAAAUACUUUGGCUUUGAUGAUGUGAGUGAAAGUGACAGUGAUGAAGAGGAAGGGUCCCAGGCAUCUGAAAAGAGGAAGGCGAAGAAGAAAAAGGCGGCAGCAGCAGCAGCAGCCGCCGCCGCCGCCAGCGCGGCCGCUGCAGCCUCCAUGACUUCGUCCAGCUUGCAACUGUCCUGCAUGGGGGAGAGCGAUUCUCAAGAUAGCCAGACCAGCACUAAUACAGACAUUCUAGAUUUCCAAGAUGAUUCCUUUCCAACAGUAUCUGAAGCGACAAAGAGGCCAGCGAGUCAACAGUCGGACAAGGCCAAGGAGAGCACCAGGAAGAUCUUCAGUGGUCCCAAGCGAUCUCCCACUAAAGCCGUAUAUAAUGCCAGACACUGGAAUCGGCCAGAGCCUGAGGAGCUGCCACCUCCCCCGCUGUCGAGAUUUCAUACUGCUCCGGCCAGUAUAUCAACAAAGGAGACAACUGCCCAUAAAGAUGAUGGGUUAUUUAAGGCUCCCCCACCACCUCCCAGAGUGAUCAAGUCUGUGACAAUGCCCACCCAGCCCUACCAAUACAUUGUUACUGCACUGAAAUGUAGGAAAGAAGACAAAGAGUUAUACACUGUUGUCCAGCAUGUAAAGCACUUUAAUGAUGUGGUGGAGUUUGGAGAAAACCAGGAGUUUACGGAUGAUUUUGAGUACCUACAGACAGGUUUGAAGAGCAGUCAGCCCCUCAACACACGUUGCCUUAGUAUUAUCAGCCUGGCUUCAAAGUGUGCCAUGCCUAGUUUCCGAAUGCACCUAAGAGCCCAUGGGAUGGUAGCUCAGGUCUUCAAAACGCUAAACGAUGCCCCUCAACACCCGAAUCUGGCAUUGUGUACUGCUUCGCUGAUGUACAUCCUGAGCAGGGACCGUCUGAACAUGGAUCUGGACCGAGCCAGCCUGGACCUGAUGAUUCGACUCCUGGAGCUGGAACAGGACUCCUCUGUAGCAGUUCAACUCAAUGAAAAGGAGAUCAAUAAAGUUAAAGAGAAGAUCCGUAAGCUCUGUGAAACAGUACACAACAAGCAUCUAGAUCUAGAGAACAUUACGUCAGGACAUUUAGCCAUGGAAACACUGUUAUCUUUGACCUCCAAAAGAGCAGGGGACUGGUUCAAAGAGGAGCUGCGGUUACUCGGUGGUCUGGAUCACAUUGUAGAUAAAGUAAAAGAAUGUGUAGAAAACCUGAGCCAUGAGGAUGAUGAGGAGAAUUUGGUUGCUUCCCUUAGGGGAGCGGAGAGGUGUUUACGGGUUCUGGAGAGUGUGACUGUUCACAACCCAGAGAACCAGAGCUACCUGAUUGCCUACAAAGAUUCCCAACUCAUAGUCUCCUCAGCAAGAGGGCUGUGGCAUUGUGAAGAGAUGAUCCAGCGGUAUAAUUAUGUGGCCAAUAACCUGGCUUCUGCAGAUGGCAAAUCCCUACCGCACCGUAGCUCCUCGGGGAAUGUGGGAAAAGCUGUGGAGGACUGCAUGAGAGCCAUCAUCGGAGUCUUACUCAACCUUACCCAUGACAACGAGUGGGGAAGCACAAAGACGGGUGAACAGGAUUCUUUCAUCAUCACAGCAUUGCACUGUGUACUGCGGGUCCCACAAUACCUUGCUCAGGAACAGAGAUUCGAUAUCAGAGUGCUGGGACUUGGCUUGCUGAUCAACCUAGUAGAGUACAGUGCCAGGAACAGGCACUGCCUGGUGGAGAUGGAGAUGGACUGUGAGCCCUUCGAAACGAUCUGCGUUGCAGAGGGAGAGGAGCUCAAGACAGAAGGGUCUAUGAGUGCCAUUGCAGCCUUGGUACAGCUGUUCCUUCAGCGGGAACGUGCUGCCGUUCUUGCAGAGACAGAGACAGACGAUUUCAUUAAUGACGCACCGAAGCCUCAGUUGGACCAGAGCGGGGAGUGGCAGGAGACCAGUGGAGAGAUCCAGUGGGUCGCAUCUGAGAAUCAUACCAAUAGCAAUACAAAUGACAAGGAGAAGGAGAAGAAAGAGGAAGAGGAUGAGGAACUCGACCUGAAUAAAGCUCUUCAACAUGCUGGCAAGCACAUGGAGGACUGCAUUGUAGCUUCGUAUACUGCACUGUUACUGGGCUGUCUUUGCCAAGGGAGUCCUAUGAAUGUGACUACUGUGAGAGAAAUUUUACCUAAAGGAGAUUUCUCAAUAAUGACAGAAAUGCUUAAAAAAUUCUUAAAUUUCAUGAAUCUUACGUGUGCUGUUGGAACGACAGGACAGAAGUCCAUCUCUCGAGUGAUUGAUUAUUUGGAGCACUGUUAGAGCACUUGGCUUCAGCUAGAUCAUGCAGGAAUAAUUGACCCGACCCAGAGGAGUGCAGUGGGGAAAGAAGCCAAGACACAAACACCAACUGGACCAUUUGUCCAUACAUAAGCAUCUCUGCAGCAAACUUAAGCUUUGACAUCUGUCAGGCUUGCACUCUGUGUUUUAUUUUCAUUUGUUUGAUUUUAAACUGGCAAGUACAAUGGUCUGUGUUAAACAGAAACCUGUGAGGCUGCAUAUUUUCUGUUAUAGUUUUUAUAAAAAUAAGUGAGCUGUUCUGGCAAGCUAUCCCAGCUUCAUGAGCAUUUUUUAAGUUCUCUUCUUUCAUGACUCCUAAUCAACCCUUUGCCUCAAGUAAUUUUUCUCUAAAUUACUGAAACUCCUGUUUUAUCGUUUCUAUGAACCUUGAAAAAGCUUGUCUCAAUGUUGCGCUACAAAAAAAAAAAAAAAAAAAUUAUAAACAUUUUUUUUUUAAAAAUGUGAAGGUAGUUUUAGCUAAACUCCCAUUUGCUGCUCAGCUGAGGUAUGGAUCAGUGCUAGAUUAGCACUGUCUCUGAAAGCCUUUCACAGCAUGAAUUGUAAUUUGGCUACAAAGCACCUAUUUAAUUGGGGUGGGAUGGGAGGGAGGGAUCUUUCCAUAUUUGUUAUGAUUUUCACUGAAGUGCCUAAGUAUCCUGGGUCUCGGCUAGUUGGCAAAUGUGACAUCAAAAUAAAUAAAUACCAUUUGCAAUGGCAAAUUGCAACCAAAUGUAGAAAGAGAAAAGCUUACAGCCCAACUGUACCAAAGCCAUUUGCUUACUUGGUAUUGCAGGCUGUUUUUGUUGUUGUGUUUUUUUUUUUUUUUACCCUCAAAUAACUUAAAUUAAGACAUUACAGUAUCUAGAAUGUUUAUAAAAACGACAAGCUUUCUCUACUUUCAGUGGGUGGAAGAGUAAAAAAUAGCAGGUGUUUUGUAUACAGUUGUAAAAAGGCAUAUUUCAGUAACGUAUGGUUCAACAUGCAGCGAACAGCUGUGGUAGGUGUUGACCCACUGAGGAUUUUCAGUUGCUUUGGUGGAACAAUAAAGCAGUUGAUCUAACAGACAGUCGCAUUGAUUGGAGUUCUUUCUUGGGGGGGGGGGGGGGGGGGGGGUUUCAUUAUAUGGAAUGUUUGUCACAACAUGGCUAUUCCAGUUAAAUUCUAUGUUCCAACCAUGUUCAUCAUUUUUAAACCUUGGUCGGUCAUAAGACUGUAAUUAAGAACCUGUUAAUACAAGAGACAAAGGUUUUGACAAGAGGUUUUAUCAAAUGUUUUAUACAUAAUCACACUUGCAGACUUCUUGUUUCCAAAAAGUACCUAAUCAUUUAAUCAAAUCUGUUAAACCUACAGUGGAAUGACCUUUGGGGCUGGACUUGCGACACCCUACCACAGUAGAAUAAAAAAAAAGGUUGGAACUUAAAAAUGUCAAUCAAAUGUGUUUGGGGGGGGCAGAAGACAAGUGUAAAGAUGCACAAUAUCUUAAGCAAGUCUGUGACUCCGUCACAAGAGGUUGAAUGGUAUUUGUUCAUGAAAUGUAAAGUAGUACAGAUGACUGUAUUUUUCCCAUUUUAGAUUCAGUAGGUAAACCUAUGUACCCUGGUUUAAUGGAAAAUACCUCUUAAUUGAUGCUGUGGUUUACAUCAAUGCAGACUGUUUCACUACAGUACAGCAGCCUUCCCAGGCCCAGUGGCCAGCUGCCCUAUUUUCAGGCAACAUGUACAGGGGUGUAGUAAAUUGCGUUUAAGAACUUGGUUUAAAAAAAAAAAAAAAAUGAAAAGAAACACAGCAGGACUGGGAAGCCCAUGUAUUGAACAGGCCUAUAUUAAUAAAGCACUUGCAUUUCAAGGGAUUGCAUUGGUUAUGUCCAAAUUUUUUCUUUUUAAUUAAAACUAAAUUGAUGUGGGUGAUUUCAGAUAUUGGGGCACUUAUCCCAAAAUUAUUACAAUUAGAAUAGAGCCAAUGUCAAGAGUUACUGGUUAUUGACUUUGUCAUGCUUUUUAUAAACCCAUGUAAAUCUAUAGAGAACUUUUUUGUGCAAAACUGUAGUUUAAUCCCCCCCCCCCCCCCCCCCAUAAUGCCUUUUUAUAUAUCUGCAUACAAUUUAAUUUAUCCCCACUCUCCCCCAGCAAAUGUAAAAUGUUUUUCAUAUUCUGCUAUACCUUAAAGUAGGAGUACAGUAAAGUUGUUUGCAUGGUUAGUUGGAGUUUAGAAAAAUGCAAAUAUUAAAUGCUCUUUAUUAAAGCUGUUUUCAGAUACUGCAUAUCCUAGCAUGUUCAUUUGUUGUAUUCGUGACCUGGUUUUCAGAUUGGUCAUAGAUUAAGGGACGGGAAGAGGGUUCAAAUGUACUGGAUCUCGAGCGAGUGGACUUAACAUUGUUUUUCCCCCUCCCUACUCCUGUGUAUUUUUUAACUUGCAUUGUUUUUACAAUGCCAAGGUAUAAAUAAUUUUGUUUGACGUUCUAGUUAACUAGAAACCCUUUCAAGCUGUUAAACCUCUUGUAUUUAAACAAUGUAAAUUUUGUUUGAAAAACUAAACAAAUUAUUCCAGCCAAGGUCGUUUUUUUUUUUUUUUGGGUUUUGCAGUCAUUGUUAUGUUUUACAAAGUAUACAAGAGGUAAUUUGCAAUUCUAAAUAAAAUAAAAGCAUUUGUAAAUAGUUCUGUAAAUACUGGCUAUUGGAAAUGGUAGACUACUUUUCUGAAUCCAAUCCUAAUUUUAUACAGUAUUUCUCAGUUGUGUUCUUUUGAAGUUUAAAAAAAAAAAAAAAAAAAAAAAAAAAAAAAAAGCCAACUACAGGAUACAUUUUUUUUUUUUUAAAUAGUCCAAGUUUGUACCAGUUUCAGGAAUUGUCUUUGGUUACCUGUAAAUAAUUUGAACUCCAAUAAAAAUUGCUACUUUCAGUAAA
Messenger RNA from Polyodon spathula (Mississippi paddlefish), 6864 nucleotides. RefSeq names its product WAPL cohesin release factor b (gene waplb). NCBI's taxonomy places the organism in Eukaryota, Metazoa, Chordata, Actinopteri, Acipenseriformes, Polyodontidae. The transcript has 20 exons. Bases 317 to 3943 code for a protein of 1208 amino acids. Gene Ontology annotation, biological process: regulation of chromosome condensation. The record is from RefSeq and is a predicted model, not a curated record.